Messenger RNA from Ilyonectria robusta, 324 nucleotides. RefSeq lists its product as uncharacterized. The transcript has a single exon. NCBI's taxonomy places the organism in Eukaryota, Fungi, Ascomycota, Sordariomycetes, Hypocreales, Nectriaceae. Bases 76 to 318 code for a protein of 80 amino acids. The record is from RefSeq and is a predicted model, not a curated record.
CUCAACCGCUGCGCGCACUCCACCCGCCAAACACCCAUACACUUGUACAGUCCUAUAGAGUACCUACGCAGUGGCAUGCAUGGUGUAUUUUUGCGCUCUUUUUUGCAUUUUGCUUUUGGCCCUCUCUCACCAACCGCGGGGGCUCAGAUGAACGCACGACGAACAAACACACAAAUUUAUCCACCGGCUUCUUCGCCCGGUUUUGUGUGCAUGUCACCCCAGGUGCGAGAUAUCCCACAAUCACACUGUAGCCCCAGUUCCGGUGCCUUAACCCUGCCUACCCGAAAGCUAGAGGCGCCGUUCAACCUUGCUUUUUGAAGGUUC